Coniophora puteana RWD-64-598 SS2 is the source of this 2024-nucleotide messenger RNA. RefSeq names its product DUF974-domain-containing protein. Gene Ontology annotation, cellular component: TRAPPIII protein complex. Lineage: Eukaryota; Fungi; Basidiomycota; Agaricomycetes; Boletales; Coniophoraceae. Bases 1 to 1983 code for a protein of 660 amino acids. The record is from RefSeq and is a predicted model, not a curated record. The transcript is spliced from 5 exons.
AUGUCAUCAUUCAAUACUGCACACCUCCUCUCGCUCAAGGUCAUGCGAGUUUCGCCUUUCUUCUCCACCUCACCGUCUUUCUCUGCCCACUCCUCUGCCUCCAUCCUCUCCCUUCAAGGAAAGGCACCACUUAUUGGCCACCCAAAGACCCUUCGAGAUCUCACGAGCGCAACCGAGUUUCUCACUCUUCCGUCCUCCUUUGGCGCUAUCCAGCUAGGCGAGACCUUCUCCAGCUGCCUCUCCGUCAACAAUGAAGUCAAUAUCGACAUCGAGGCUGUCACCGUGCGGGUGGAGAUACAGACGAUGAACACGAAGACACUCGUUGCCGAACUUGGUGGGCCCGACUUCAAGCUCACUCCUGGGCAGUCGCUGGAGCACGUCGUCCAGCACGAGGUGAAGGAGCUCGGGCAACACGUACUGGCCUGUGCAGUCUCGUACCGGAUGCCGUCCCACACGCGACCGUCAGCAGUCCCUGCUGCACCUGGCGCCGAUCCGAACCUUCAAACCCUUCGUAAAUUCUACAAGUUUGCUGUAACCAACCCGCUGUCUGUGAAAACCAAGGUACACGUGCCCAAAUCACCGACCGCGUCCCUGUUGGAGGCAGAGCGGGAGAAGGUCUUUCUCGAGGUGCAUGUGCAGAACUUGACGCAAGAGCCACUUUGGUUUGAGAAGAUUCGGUUUGAGUGCGCUGAGUCGUGGAAAGCGAUCGAUACGGCUGGUACCGAGCCGUCCAAGAGCUACGACGAGGAGUUGUUCACAGACGAUAUGUCUCUGAUGCAACCCCAGGAUGUCCGCCAGUACAUAUAUACCCUGGUGCCGGCAGUUUUGUCGACCUUUCCCCUUGUGCACCCGCCGGGCACAGUGAUAGCAUUGGGUAGAUUGGACAUCUCAUGGCGCUCACAGUUUGGUGAACUGGGGAGAUUGCUGACAUCUAUGUUGUCCCGACGUAUCCCAUUACCGGCACCACAGCAGGCUCGUGCACCUCCUCCAAUAACCACACAGCAGCUGCAGCAGCCACACCAGCCUGCUUCUGCUGUGCCGUCGUAUCUGUACCGUAGUUCACCAGCGACACCCUCCUCCCCAGCGCGCGCCCUCUCGCCGCAGCUCCCAUCGCGGCCCACCUCACCUAGCAUUCCCUCUCGACCAGGAUCGCCCUUCAACAAGGGACGUGCGACACCAAGAGCUCAGUCACCAAGCAAUACGAGCGUGGGCCUUCCACCGGUGCCCCAGAUCCCGCCAAUACCCGACCUCCUACCAUAUACCGCGCAGCCGCCGAACCUGGACAUCGGGCUCGUGCUGCUCGACAUGCGCCGCGAUGAUAUCCGCGUCGAGCACGCGUUCACCGCGACGUUCCGACUCUCGAUCGGCGGCCCCGCCCCACGAACGCACACCGGCAAACGCAGAAUCGUGCAGGUGGCCGUGCAGCACGUCCAGACGCGCCGCGCUGUGUUGGUGCCCGGGCCCGACGGCACCCUCACGUCGGUCUCGCGUGUGGACGCGUUCGGGUUCCCCGCGCCGUCGCCGACGAUGAUGUCCAGAAUCGCGGAAGCUAUGGAGGCAUCGCCGAGGCCGCUGUACGCGUCCCCGAAGCACAUGAGUGGCGGGAUGCAGCUGCCGUCGCCGUAUGAUGACAGGCCGGGGAUCGAAGGGACGGCAGCCUCGGCGAGUUGCCAUUUCCUUGGCUCGUCGACACAGGUUCUUCCGCCGAUUCAGCUGUCCCUCCCCGAAGGUUCGGCUUCGGAUGCUCAGACGGAGGAUACAGACGGGCCUGAACCCAAAGGUGCUGGCAGCUGGGAGUUCACGCUGGCGUAUAUGCCUACUCAGACGGGGUUUGCACGGGUUGGAGGUGUACGCAUCAUUCUGACGAAAGAUGAGUUGAUCGACGAGGAGGUUGAGCUGAACGAGCAUCUCAGUCAGGGUAGCUUCCAGCCUCGCUUACUGAAGGAGAUCGAAUGCGUGGCAGAAGUAUGGGUCAAUCCUUGACGUGACAUACGUUGUGGAAAAGGUCGUCAUUGAAUAAAUGC